AUGCCAAUGCCUUCUGAUACAGCAAUUGUCAGAAUAAGGAAAAAUCCUCCAUCUGGUGUCAAACUUGUCAUGGCUGCUGGCUGUGGCAUAAGAGAAGAAAAAUCUGAAAAAAUUGCAAAUCCUUCAGGAUUUUUGGAUUACUGGACUACGAGCCAGAAAAUGCUUGGCAGCAUCAAUUUCUUGAAGGAAUUGAGAAACUGUUCCCAGAAACCUAUUUCAGAAGCUGUCAGGCAGAAGAUUGGGACUGAAUACUUGACUAAUCCAGAGUUUGAUCCACAAGUGGUGGCUAAAGCUUCCUCGGCAGCAGAGGGUUUAUGCAAAUGGAUUAUGGGAGUGGAAGUGUCUGGCAAGGUGUCAAAGUUAACAGAGCAAGGCCCUGCAGUCACACAUUGCAUGGAGCAGGUAACUGAUGAUGCAGGCCAAGAAGAGGCCUUGAUGAAGUUGGUGAGGCACAGCUUUGCUUUUGAAGAAGCAGAUCAGCAAGGAUGGCUUCCUGUGCAUGAAGCUGCAGCACAGCUCAAUAAGAACAUCCUUGAAAUAACUUUGAAAGCCUCCCGUGCCGUGACGUGGGAACAGACCACUCUGAAAGGAGAGACACCUCUCGUGGUGGCAGUGGGAAAAUGCUUUGUGGACAAUGUGCGUUUUCUCCUGCUCAAUGGCUGCAAUCCCAACGUCAGGAACGAAGAGGGAGAUUCUCCUUUAGUUAUAGCAAUUAAACAUGAUUCCUAUGAGAUUGCCUCCUUGCUGAUAAGUUCUGGUGCAAAAUUGAAUCUGCAGUGUGUCCACAACAGAACUGCUCUACAUGAGGCAGCCAGGCUGGGCAGGAAGGAUCUGGUAAAGCUUCUCCUUCAUUCUGGAGCAGAUCCUGACCCUCGCAGUGGCUAUGGGCUCACACCUCUAGCACUGGCUGCACAGAUGGGAUAUACAGAAAUUAUGGAGCUCUUGCUGCAAAAAGGUGCAGAUGUUCUUUCACAGGCAAUGGAUUGUGCUUCUGUAUUAUUUGAAGCAGCAGGAGGAGGAAAUCCAGAUUCUGUGAGUCUUUUACUAGAAUAUGGGGCUGAUGCCAAUGUACCAAAGCACUCGGGUCAUUUGCCAAUCCACAGAGCUGCAUAUAGAGGACACUUUCUAGCCCUGAAAUAUUUAGUUCCAGUUACUAAUUUUGAUGCCAUCAAAGAAAGUGGGAUAAGUCCAGUUCACUCAGCAGCAGCAGGAGCACAUCCUCAGUGCCUUGAGUUUCUCCUCAAGUCUGGGUUUGAUGCCAAUUUUAUGCUGGAUCAGAGGGUUCGCAAAGGCUACGACGACCACCGGAAAUCAGCGCUGUACUUUGCUGUUUCCAACGGGGACACCUGCUCAACACAGCUGCUGCUGGAUGCAGGAGCCCUGACAAACCAAGAUCCCAUCAACUGUCUCCAGAUAGCCUUGAGAAUGGGCAACUAUGAGCUAAUGAAUCUGCUGCUCCGACAUGGGGCUAAUGUCAAUUACUUCUGCAGAGUGAAUACAACACAUUUCCCAUCAGCUCUGCAGUAUGCCCUGAAAGAUGAAGUCAUGCUAAGGAUGCUGCUGAACUAUGGCUACGAUGUGCAUCGCUGCUUCGACUGCCCUGGGGGAAACCACUCCCAUUCCCAGUACGUGACCGAUGGGUGGACCUCUACUGUUAUCAAGGACACAAUGUUCUGUGAAGUGAUAACCUUGUCAUGGUUGAAGCAUGUGUCUGGGAAGGUAGUGAGAGUAAUGUUAGAUUACGUCGACCACGUUAAGAUCUGCUGGAAGCUCGAGGCAGUUCUCAAGGAACAGGAACUCUGGCCAGAUAUCAAAUUGAUUUUAACAAAUCCUCGUUCCCUGAAGCAUCUCUGUCGUCUGACCAUACGGGAAUGCAUGGGCCGGUUGCGUCUCCGCUGUCCUGUCUUCAUGACCUUCCUUCCACUGCCAAACUGCCUGAAAGACUACAUAUUGUACAAGGAGUAUGAUCUUUAUGGACAGGAAAACUUCACAGGAAUCUACAACCUCAACUGUACAUAA
Molecule: messenger RNA, 2019 nt
Organism: Acanthisitta chloris (rifleman)
Lineage: Eukaryota; Metazoa; Chordata; Aves; Passeriformes; Acanthisittidae
Gene: ASB14
Product: ankyrin repeat and SOCS box containing 14
Exons: 12
Coding region: 1-2019 (672 amino acids)
Biological process (GO): intracellular signal transduction
Cellular component (GO): cytoplasm
Molecular function (GO): protein binding
Source: RefSeq, a predicted model, not a curated record